This is a messenger RNA of Toxotes jaculatrix (banded archerfish), 2210 nucleotides long. RefSeq names its product E3 ubiquitin-protein ligase TRIM35-like. The record is from RefSeq and is a predicted model, not a curated record. The coding region runs from base 690 to 2126 and encodes 478 amino acids. Gene Ontology annotation, molecular function: zinc ion binding; protein binding. The transcript has a single exon. NCBI's taxonomy places the organism in Eukaryota, Metazoa, Chordata, Actinopteri, Toxotidae.
UAUAUAUAUAUGUAGAUAUAUUUUUUGUAUAUUAAUAUAUCACAAUAAAUGUUUUGAUAAAUGGCUUAAAUUUUAUAAUUAAAAAACUGUGACCAAGAUGUACUCUGCAAAACAUUCUGAAGUUGAAAAACAACUAUGAACAUGAACUACAUCAUGAGACACUGUUUUUGAAUCACCUUCACUGUAAUUUUGACAUUUCUUACUUAUUGGUCGAUGUGUACAAAGACAUCUGCCCCCUCUCCCCUUCCUGACUCCAGAACCACCACAGUUAACACUGAUAAACAAUGAAUUGUUCACUAAACACCUACUUUUACUGCCACACAUAAAAUGUAUUCACUUAAGGUGCGGUUGGGUUCAGCCAAUGGACAUGUGAGCUGUGUGUGUUCCUCAUUCCACACAUAUGGACAUUGAACUAUAGGAGCGAUGUGGCUCCUUGUGCCCGGUGUGUUUAAUAUUCACCAGCUGACUGAUCACAGAUCAGGUCACAGAAAGGAGGACAUACACUGGUGCCACUGGGAUUACUGGACUACUGGAUACCUGCUCAACCUGCCGCUGAUUCCACAUUAUGAACAGGACAUUUAGAGGAGCUAGGACUCAAACAGAAACUAUCUGUAAGUGAACUUUGUGGAUUGACUGGGUUCUGCUUUGUUGUUCUGCCUACUGUGUUUCCUGCUUCAUGCAGCGACAAAAUGUCCUCUCAGUCAGAAAAGGAUCUGUCCUGUCCCAUCUGCCUUGACAUCUUUAAAGAUCCUGUUGUUCUAACAUGUAGCCACAGUUUCUGUGAAGACUGUAUGCAGAGAUGGUGGACAGAGAAAGAAAAAAAGGAGUGUCCAGUGUGUAAGACAGUACCUUUGCUGAGUGAUCCUCCUCGUAAUCUGGCGUUAAAGAACCUGUGUGAGUCCUUCGUACAGAGGAGAGAUCAGAGAGCUUCAGCAGGGUCUGAGCCUCUCUGCAGUCUGCACUCUGAGAAACACAGACUCUUCUGUCUGGAUCAUCAGGAGCCGGUGUGUGUUGUCUGCAGAGAUUCAAAAACACACAACAACCACAGUUUCAGACCCAUCGAUGAAGCAGCACAGGAUCACAGGGAAGAGCUUCAGAAAUCUCUGGAGCCUUUACAAGAGAAACUGAAGCUCUUUGAACAAGUUAAAGGAAACUGUGAUCAAACAACAGAACACAUUAAAGUCCAGGUCCAGCUCACAGAGAGGGAGAUUAAGGAGCAGUUUAAGAAGCUUCACCAGUUUCUACAACAGGAAGAGGAGGCCAGGAUCACUGCUCUGAGGGAGGAAGAGGAGCAGAAGAGUCAGAUGAUGAAGGAGAAGAUUGAGGCUCUGAGCAGAGAGAUAGCAGCUCUGUCAAACACAAUCAGAGCCACACAAAAGGAUCUGAGAGCUGAAGACGUCUCAUUCCUGCAGAACUACAAGGCUGCAGUCAAAAGAGUCCAGCAGUGUCCCCUGCCGGAUGAUCCAGGGCUGGUUUCGGGAGCUCUGAUAGAUGUGGCCAAACACCUGGGCAACCUGACCUUCAACAUCUGGAACAAGAUGAAGGAGAUGGUCUCCUACACUCCUGUGAUUCUGGAUCCAAACACUGCUCAUCCAGACCUCAUCCUGUCUGAAGAUCUGACCAGUGUGAGACAUGGAGAGAGACAGAAGCUUCCUGACAAUCCAGAGAGGUUUGACCAUCACCCCAUUGUCCUGGGCUCAGAGGGCUUUAACUCAGGGUCUCACAACUGGGAUGUUGAUAUAAAACAAGAUAAAUGCUGGGCCCUAGGUGUGGUAGGAGAGUCUGUCCAGAGACAGGGAAAAAUACAGACUGGAUUCUGGGAAAUAUGUCUCCUGGAUGGAAAAUACAUAGCAGCCUCACCACCACUCACAGAUAAAGUUCUGUCAGUGAAGAAGAAGCUCCAGAGGAUCAGAGUUCGUCUGGACUGUGACAGAGGAAAGCUGUCGUUCUAUGAUCUUGAUACUAACACACACAUACACACCUUUAAACACACUUUCACUGAAAGGGUGUUUCCAUCUCUUGUCGACCCAACACAACUCCCACUGAAGAUAUUACCUGUGAAAGUCUCUGUAACAGUGGAACAGGACACGGCCACUGUAUCAACAAGCCUAUGGUCAGUUUUUUAAAUUAGCUAAGUAUGCUAUGUACUAUUAUUUUCAGUUUAAGUAAGGCUACUCAGAAAUGCUAUCACUUGGCAUGUCAGUGAUUCU